UUAUAGAUUAUCAGCGAAGUGGUGAGGCUAACAAUGUCGCGAGUCAAUUUUAUACUAUAUUUAUACGCGUUCGUGGCCGGAUGCACGGUAGUAUCUGCUUGUAAACUGAGUAUUCAAAGUCCGGCACCAUUAUUUGCGCAAAAUCUUGGUUCAAAAAAAAUUAUUUUCAAGUCACAAGACUCUGCGAUAGAACUGUAUAUCGGAGAAUCGAUUACAGCGUACUGCAGUUCCGGAUUAAUUUAUAAGAAAUCUGAUGAUCGAUAUGGCUACAGUUCUAACACUAACCAGGUUUUGUCUUCAAACACCGCCGAGAUCAAUUGUGACUCGAAUAACAAAAUUGGCAUAAAGGGGAUAAUAAACGAUUUUACUACACAAAUAACUGUUCAAUGUAAAUCGAAAACGAACUAUGAUAUUUAUGAAAGUGAAAGGAUUCUUCCGAACUGCGAGAAUUACGUGACUUACGCAAUCGGUGCGCCGAUCGAAUUGGUGGGAAGUGAUAUCAAAGUCGGCAUCUGCUAUGAUCUCGACAAUUUUAAAUUGAAAUUUGUCAGUUAUAUAGCACAAUCGAAUAGCGAAACAUUUGUCCUCGACGAGAAGAGAAACCCGAAUGAACUAUCCGUAGAUUUAAGUCGAAAGAUUCGCAGCCUGAAAACAUACUUUCCAUUUAUGAGUCAGAACACUUUUAAUGCCGCUCGCGACCAGUUGCGCAAAACACAAACUCUCUUCGAUGCCUUCGAGUUCGAUUUCACCAGCUUAUUGCAGGACGAAUCGCUGAUGAGUCCACUUGAGAGUCACGCCUACAUUUUCAACACCAUGUGGUGGCGCCAACUGCGUCAACAUAACUGGCGCUACUUCCUCGAUGCGCUGAAGGAACGCACACAGUCCGUUAAAUAUCUCGUGCAUUUGGGCACCUACGGCAAUAUGACGGCGCCUACGGGAAAUUGCGAUUUGUUCAAAGACGAAAUUGUCGCCGUCCACAAAGAUAACUUAGCAAUCACGGCGCCCGCGUACAUUUGGGCCUAUUUGAAAGCACCGCCUGCUGCUGAUGGCGUGAAAAAAGAAGACAUUGUAGUCAUUGCUUACAAUUCGCCUUAUGCGUCCAAUCCCACGCAUGAGGAAUUCUGUGAUUUUGAUGUGUGCGACGAAGUUGAGUGGCUGAAAAAUAGCACCUUCGGAAAUUUGCGACGCUUAGCAACACUGGGCUAUAUGUUCUGUUGCCGCCCUGAAGAUGUGGCUCUUAUCAUUGAUUACUUUCCAAUAAAGCAAGAUAAGCAUGAAAUUACGAAAUCUGGAGAAGUAGAACUAACACAUGCAAAUGUUAGCCAACCAGCGCCAAAUUAAAUAUACAAAUUUAUUAAUAACAGAAAGUACUAGUUAACAAGUAGUACAUAUAAACAUAUAAUAUGUAAUGUUAUUCAGAUUUUUUUUAUAUAAUAAACGAUCUAUAUUUGAUUUUCAACUUUA
Messenger RNA from Zeugodacus cucurbitae (melon fly), 1464 nucleotides. RefSeq lists its product as uncharacterized. The transcript has 5 exons. Lineage: Eukaryota; Metazoa; Arthropoda; Insecta; Diptera; Tephritidae. The record is from RefSeq and is a predicted model, not a curated record. Bases 34 to 1341 code for a protein of 435 amino acids.